This is a messenger RNA of Astrephomene gubernaculifera, 1540 nucleotides long. The record is from the annotation of a GenBank genome assembly. Lineage: Eukaryota; Viridiplantae; Chlorophyta; Chlorophyceae; Chlamydomonadales; Astrephomenaceae.
CAAUAAAAUAUUGUCUUGUUUCAGUCAACUGCGGUAGGCACUUGCAGGCUUCUUGUCGCGUAUUACGUAAAUCUCCCAGCGUUCUAUAGGGUUCGCUAGGGGCACCCAAAUGGCCUUGCUGCUGCGACUUCUCCUGCUUGCUUCCGCGCUAGCUAUUGCAGUGCUGCCUGCUGCGCUAAGCAGGAACUUGCACUCGGCGACGCAAGAUGGCUCGGCUGCUGGUUCCACCGCGGGCCCAUCAAGCGCCACGAAGACAAUUGUUGUCCUUGGAGACUCACUAUCAGAUACUGGCAACCUGUUUAACCAGACCAGGGGCGUGGUUCCCAAUCCCGGCGCCUACUGGCGAGGCCGCUUCUCAAGCGGCCCCAACUGGGUCGACCACUUAGCCCAGAUCGCCAAUACGGGCUCGAACGCCUCGGUAACUGUCCUCAACUACGCUUACGGCGGCGCGACGGCAUGCGCCAACGUCCCCGGCACGUCUCGAACCAUUCCCUCACUGAGUGAACAGCUUAACAUGUUCCUCGCCCGAGAGACGACUGAAGGAGCGUCGCCAUCCGCCGCCGCCACCUUCGCCGCCAGCACCCGUACUAGCCGCUUAAAGCUGUACAAAGGCCGUUCUGCAGCGGAUAGUGAUGGGGGCCCGCUUUGCCAGAUGCCCGCUUGGCCCCAAGCAAAGCCAAGUGCCGACAGUGACGACGGCGGCGACGAUUCCGAGCGGUUGUUCGUUGUGUUCGUUGGGCACAACGACCUGCUGUCGCUGCACGACUCCGAGUGGAACGACCCACGGGUCGUUCAGGCCGCGGUUACCAACAUGACCUACUGCAUUGUGGAUGUUCUGGACCGUCUUAUGGCUAGCCUGACUCAACAACGCCAGCAACAGAAAGCACGGCAGCAGUAUCAGCUGCUACCCGAUGCCGAUAGUGAUGAUCCAAGCAGCCCAUUCUUAGCUGCCGGCGAUGCUGACACAGUAACCCUAACCGGUCCUCGAGAUCGUGUCGUACUUUGGAAUCUGGCGCCGCUGGAGACCGCCCCUGCCGUACCCGACGCAAUCCGGCCCAAAGUCGCCACCGCCGUCGCCACCGCCAAUCUCGCUUUGGAGGCCAUGUUAACACCGCUUCGAGCCCGCUACGGUGCAAGCGGCGGCCCGGGAGGGCCCAAUGCCGGCCGCGACAACGGAUGGUUGUCCCUCGAUCUGUACGACAUUCACGGCACCUGCUUUUGCGCCCAGCAUCAUACGGCAAAGUACGGAUUCCGUAACGCCAGCCAGUACUGCGUGCAUGUGGACCGAGUUGAGGACGUAGACGGCAUCUCCGUGGCCGCUCGUCUGACUCGCGUGUCGGCGGUGGCGCAACGUGACAACGUGUGUUCGCGCCCCGAGGACUGUCUGUGGUACGACAGCCUGCACCCCACCAGCCUGGCGCAACGUCUGGCCUUUGCGGAGCCCUUUGCGCGGCAGCUGGGCUGGCAGCUGGGGUAGGAGGGAUGAGGUGGGGCGAGGUGGGGUGCUGGAGAUCAAGGAAUAAGCAGUCCGUUCGAACAG